Molecule: messenger RNA, 720 nt
Organism: Penicillium pulvis
Lineage: Eukaryota; Fungi; Ascomycota; Eurotiomycetes; Eurotiales; Aspergillaceae
Product: anticodon-binding domain-containing protein
Exons: 3
Coding region: 1-720 (239 amino acids)
Source: RefSeq, a predicted model, not a curated record
AUGGCGGAGAAUAAGCGCCAGAACUCGAGUGCGAAGGCCUCUGGUCCUGGUAUGGCGACCAACAUGGUGCCCCACGAAGUCGCUUUGAGUGGCGCGAUCGGUGCUCGUGUCCGCAUCACUACUGCUGCGCCAACAACCUCCACCCUCGAGGGAACUCUCUUCACAGUGUGCCCUAUUACCAACCUCGUCGCCAUCAACACAUCCGCCGUCACUUCCUCCACAGACCCCAAGCAGGCGCAGAGCGGUGAUUAUCACGUCAUUCCCGUCUCUCGCAUCCAGUCCUUCCAGCUCCUCACUCUCCCGUCCAACUCCUCGGACUCGCCUUCCUUCACAGAUGCACAGCCAACUAUCCAAGCACUCGAUACCCGUGCGCUGAAGACGCGCGAGAUCAAGGCUGUCAGCGAAAUUCUGGAACGAGAAGCGCGCCGCGGAAAGGGUGUCACUCGUGAAGCGCAAGAUAUAUUUGAUGCAUUUAGUCGGACCAUGCCUGCACGGUGGGAUGGACCGAAUAUCAUCGUUGCGGACGCAGUUACUAUUGCGCCCCCAUACCGGGUUGACGAGUGUCGCCCACUUGUUGAGGGCGACACUGCUGCCCUUGCUCGUGUGCGCAAAGUGCUCGAGAUGGAACGCAAAAAGAUUGAGCUCCGCAACGCCAGUGCUACCAUUGGUUCGACUAGUACCUUCUCCCGGAAUUCGGGCGACCAGCGCAAAGGUGGUUAA